This is a messenger RNA of Bradysia coprophila, 1880 nucleotides long. RefSeq names its product spermine oxidase-like. NCBI's taxonomy places the organism in Eukaryota, Metazoa, Arthropoda, Insecta, Diptera, Sciaridae. The record is from RefSeq and is a predicted model, not a curated record. Gene Ontology annotation, molecular function: polyamine oxidase activity.
AGGAAAUCCACUUAAGAUAAAUGUUCGCAAUGAAAAAGGUCAAAAAUUUUAUCACAUUCUAUUUAUAUGCCAAACUAUUACAUAAUAUUGUAGCUGGUGAACACACAGCAAACACUUUUAGUUAAUUGCUGGUCCGCGACGGAAUACUGAAGUAGAUUUCAAACUGUGCAGUACAAAGUCGGAAUAAAUAGAAAAACUGUGAACAUGAACGGGAGGGCUUUAAUGCUUCAAUUUCUAUACUUAUUCUCGGUACUAAACCACUUCGAAUCAGCAGCUGUGAAUUCGGAAAAAAGUAUCGUAAUCAUUGGCUCAGGACCAUCCGGAAUAGCUGCUGCAACCAGACUGCUUUCGAAUGGAUUCAAAAAUGUCACAAUCUUAGAAGCUGAAAAUCGUUUCGGUGGCCGCAUAAAUACUAUUCAAUAUGGUGCAAAUGUUCUUGAUAUGGGGGCUCAAUGGUGUCAUGGUGAAGUUGGUAAUGUUGUGUACGAGAUGGCCAAAGGCAAAGAUUUGCUAUCGACUCAUGUAGUAGAUGUAUCAGUCGGCAAUUUAUUUAGAUCAAAUGGUGAGGCAAUUCCAAAGGAAAUAGCAAGUAAAUUGAAUGCAGUGGGACAUGGAAUAGAUUCUGGUUUCAGUGAAGAACAAAUUGUGUACAAUGGAUCGAUGGGAAAUUUUUUCGCCGAUAAAUACUGGGCAGCACUUCAAGGUGAUGAUUUUAAAGAUGUUGACGACGAACUGAAACAUCAGGCAUUUGAAUACUAUCACGGAUCACAACGCACGAACGAUGGUUGCGAUAAUUGGUAUGAAUUGUCCUGUCGAAGCUCUAAUGACUGGGAGGAUUCUCCUGGUGACUAUUUAUUAAAUUGGAAAGACAAAGGAUUUGUUACUGUAUUCGAUUUGCUGCAAAACAAAAUUCCGAGCGGAAACGAUAGUCAAAAUACAGUCGAUGUCUUGCCAUACAUUCAGCUUAAUAAAGAAGUUCAGAAAAUUAAUUACAAAGAAGCUUUAACAGCGAACGCCCCAAUACAUAUUGAAACCAGUGAUGGUUCUAUUUACAAUGCUGAUCAUGUAAUAUGUACAGUGUCACUGGGAGUGCUGCAACAUCGUCAUUUAAGUUUGUUCGAACCAUUGUUGCCAUCUCGGAAAAUUAACAGUAUUGACGGAAGAGCAUUAGGUACCGUUGACAAACUAUUCGCUGAAUAUGAUGCACCAUUCUGGCACGAUCAAUGGGAAGGUUUUGGAAUGUUAUGGCUACCCGAGCAAUUGAAAGUAGUCCGUGAGGAUGCAAUUAACGGAGAUUGGCUAGGUGGCAUUAUUGGUUUUUAUCGUGUCAGCUACCAACCAAACAUUUUAUGUGGAUGGAUAACUGGACCAGAAGCACGGAAUAUGGAACGAAAAAGCGAUGAAGACGUUAAACGUGGCGUUGAUAAAGUGAUGAAAAUGUUCUUAUCGAAGAAAUUCACUGUGCCAGACACAAAGUCCGUAAAACGGUCCCAAUGGUUUUCGAAUCCACAUUUUCGCGGCUCAUAUUCGUACUAUACGUUAAAGAGUGAUGCAGUUGGUGCAACAACUUCGCAAUUGGCGGAACCAAUAGAAAGCGAAAAUGGAAUUCCCGUUGUACAGUUUGCUGGCGAAGCAACUUCGAAGCAUUAUUUUUCAAGUGUUCACGGGGCGAUCGAAACUGGUUGGCGUGAGGCAGAACGUUUAAUUGAUACAUACAAAGGUAAAAUUUGAAGACUAAUUCAAAGCCUUAUUAUAUUCGAUCAAAGAAAAAAAGGCAUGACAUAUGCUGGACGCUCACGAUUCAAAGGUUGUAACAAAUUGGUCGAUUAUGAUUUCUAUUCAAAUAAUUUCAAUUAAAUACCAUUUCAAUAGAACCCAAA